AUGUCUCGUCAGCGUCUUGUCUUAGGUCUCCCGCGUGUCUUGCCGUCGCUGCCGCCGUCCCUUGCACCACCGUGCGGUCCUUGCGUCGAGGGUAGGCUGCGCGCCACCCCUCACUCCUCCUCCCUUCGUCCGGCCACCGAGCCUUUUGAGACGCUGCACUUGGACGUCUGGGGCCCCUCUCCUCGCCCUGGCCCUGAGCGUGAGCGUUUCUUUUUGGUGGUCGUUGACGACUACUCCCGCUACACCACAGUGUUCCCCCUGGCGAAGAAGUCUGAGGUGACUUCUACGCUGAUCAGGUGGUUGCUUACCACGCAGGACACUCGUGGUCGUCGUGUCAGCUGUCUCCACUCCGACCGCGGGGGCGAGUUUCGCUCCGGCAUUCUCGCUGGAUUCUGUCGCGAACAGGGCAUUCGUCAGUCCUGGACGCUUCCGGAGUCCCCACAGCAGAAUGGGGUUGCUGAGCGUCGCAUAGGCCUGGUCAUGGAGAUUGCCCGCACCUCCUUGACUCACGCCCGUGCCCCCCAUUUCCUGUGGCCAUACGCGGUCAGGUACGCCGCGCACCAGCUGAACCUCUGGCCACGCGUCUCUCGGCCGGAGGCUUCACCGACCAGUCUUUGGACAGGGUCCCCUGGUGUCGCGUCGAGGUUUCGUGUCUGGGGGUGCUUGGCUCUUGUCCGCGACACCUCCGCGGACAAGCUCUCGCCUCGCGCCGUUCCUUGUGUCUUCCUUGGUUUCCCUGAGGACUCCUCUGACUUCACCUUUUACCACCCUCCCUCUCACCGGUUCUUUGACUCCCGUGACGUCCGUUUCGAGGAGUCCACCCCCUACUACGUCAGGUACCCCAGUCGAGGUCUCCCGGUCCCUCCCCCCCCUCUCUUCCUGACCGCCGCUCCCCCGCCUGCUCCCCCGGUACAGCCUCCCCCCCCUGGUCCAGCCCCGUCUGGUGUGUCUCAGGCUAGCCCUCCCCCUUCGGUAGCCCCCCCUGUACAGCCUCCCUCCCCACAGUCUUCCUCGCCGCCUCCUGCAGGUGCUCCCUCUCGGGAGGUUGGUCCUGCGACUGUCCCUGUACAGGUCUCUGGUUCUGGGGGUGCUGGAGUUGGAGCUGAGCCGCGGGUUGCAGAGGACUCUUGUCUUCCGGGGGCUGGUACUGGUCGUGCGGAGUCUGGGGGUGCUGGUGCGGAGUCUGGGGGUGCUGCGUCUGGGGGUGAGGGUGUCCCUUCGGUUUCUGGAGAGCCUGGGUCUGGAGCUGGUGUUGGUGCUGCCUCUGGGGGUGGUGUGCUUGGUGCUUCGGAGGUCGACUCUGGGGCUGCCGCUGCCCCGGACACUACUCCUUCCCCCCAUCCCUACUCGACCAGGUUCCAGGCUCGUGUUCGCCGUGCUCGUGAGGAGCAGCUGGAGUUGGAGAGAGAGGAGCGAGAGUUGCAGCGGCUCGAGGAGCAGGAGCGACAGCAGCAGGAGCAGCAGCAGGGGCAGCAGCCGCUGGAGCAGCAGCAGCCGCAGCAGCCCCAGCAGCCGCAGCAGCAGCAGCAGCAGCAGCAGCAGCAGCAGCAGCAGCUGCUGCCGUCUCCUCCUCCUGUCUCGGGUCUUCGGACCCUUGGUCUCCCCUCUCCCUCUCCUUCCUCCUCCCCCUCUCCUCCCGUCUCUGGUCCUCCGCUUCCUCCUCCUGACCCCUCUCCCGCUGUUUUCCCUCGUUCUCAGUCUUCGUUGUCUCCUCCUCCUUCUCAGACUUGGGCCUCUCGUCGCUCCCCUCGUGCUCGUCCCUCGUCUCCUGUUCCCUUCACUGACCUUCGUACAGCCUUCCUUUGUUCUCGUCCACCUCGUCCGUCUCCGUCUGUGCUUCCGUCUCCUCCUGAGUCGGCCCUCACUGCGUCGCUUCCUACUCCUGUCACUGACUACUACCGCACGUACCGUCCUGUUCUCUCUCGUGUUCUCGCCUCUCUUGUUACCCACCCUCGUGCCUCUGUGUCCUCUGUGUCCGCUCUUACUGCCGCAGUCACUGAGUUUGCCUCUACCCGCCGCCUUGACUUCGCCACCGCUCUUGUGGCUGCUCCUCCUUCCAGUCCUCUGGCCGUCGGGGGUGUGUCUGCCCUUGGCUGUGACGCCCUAGAGGACAGGCAGUUUGAGCUAGAGUUCCUGGCCGCCGCUUCCCCUCAUCUCUGUGCCAUGCUCCUCGCCCCUGAGGGUGACCCCGACGCCCUUGACAUUCCGACUCCUCGCACUUAUGCUGAGGCAGUGUCAGGGCCUUGGGCCUCUCAGUGGAGAGCUGCCAUGGACGCAGAGAUGGCCUCCUACAGAUCCACAGGCACCUACGUCGAUGAGGUUCCCCCUCCGGGGGCGAACGUAGUCGACGGCAUGUGGAUCUACAGGGUGAAGCGGCCACCGGGAUCUCCUCCGGUCUUCAAGGCGCGCUACGUGGCUAGAGGUUUCAGUCAGCGCGAGGGAGUUGACUUCUUUCAGACCUUCGCGCCCACCCCGAAGAUGACCACUCUUCGGGUGUUACUACACGUAGCAGCACAGAGAGACUACGAGUUACACUCUCUCGACUUCUCUACUGCUUUCCUUCAGGGCAGUCUUCACGAGGAGGUCUGGUUGCGUCGUCCCUCUGCCUUCACUGGCUCUUUCCCUCCUGGGACCCAGUGGAGGCUGAGGCGACCGGUUUACGGUCUUCGUCAGGCUCCUCGUGAGUGGCACGACACCCUGCGUUCUACCCUGUCUGACCUUGGGUUCCAGCCGUCUUCUGCUGACCCGUCGCUGUUCGUUCGUCGUGGCCCCACACCUUUCUUUGUUCUGGUCUACGUUGACGACCUUGUUUUCGCCACCCCUGACAGGGUUGCUUUGGCACACGUGAAGUCCGAACUGCAGAAGAGACACACCUGCACUGAUCUUGGUGAGCUGCGCCACUACCUUGGCUUGCAGAUCACCAGGGACAGAGCUGCUCGCACCAUUACACUUUCACAGUCACACAUGGUGCAGCAGGUCCUUCAGCGGUUCGGGCUUCAGCACUCCACAGUACAGCGCACACCUCUUGCUGUUGACCACAGACUCACUGGACCCUUUCCUGACGAGCCGUUCGAGCCUAGUGGUCCCUACGCAGAGCUUGUGGGUUGCCUCAUGUACCUGAUGACUUGUACUCGCCCGGACCUCGCCUUCCCUCUCAGCGUUCUUGCGCGCUUUGUUGCGCCAGGGAGACACCGUCCUGUUCACUGGACAGCAGCUGUGAGGGUGGCGAAGUACCUAGCGACGACAUCAGGCGUGGGGCUAGUUCUUGGAGGGCAGCAGUCUGUCGUACUUACUGGUCACUGUGACUCCUCUUACGCUGACGACGCUGAGACUCACAGGUCUACUCAGGGGUACUGUUUCAGCCUGGGUUCUGGAGCUGUUUCCUGGCGGUCCACGCGCUCCUCUUCGGUCUCGACCUCUACAGCUGAGGCUGAGAUCUACGCUGGUGCCAUGGCGGCACAGGAGCUGCGUUGGUUGACCUUCUUGCUCACCGACCUUGGUGAGCGGCCGAGCUCUGCACCGACCUUGUUCACUGACAACAAGGCGUCUAUUCUCCUUUGUCGAGAGCCACGACUGGAGAGCAGAGUGAAGCACAUUCACGUCAGGUACUUUCUUCUGCGAGAGUUGCAGAGGCGUGGACAGGCUCGCUUUGAGUUUGUGGAGUCCGAGGCCAACACUGCAGACAUCUUCACCAAGGCGCUUCCGCCUUGUGACCACCAGAGGUGCUGUGUGCAGUUAGGCCUUGUUGACACUGGUUCUCGUGUUGCUUAG
Closterium sp. Yama58-4 is the source of this 3771-nucleotide messenger RNA. The record is from the annotation of a GenBank genome assembly. Lineage: Eukaryota; Viridiplantae; Streptophyta; Zygnematophyceae; Desmidiales; Closteriaceae.